Molecule: messenger RNA, 1845 nt
Organism: Paramecium pentaurelia
Lineage: Eukaryota; Ciliophora; Oligohymenophorea; Peniculida; Parameciidae
Source: the annotation of a GenBank genome assembly
AUGAAUUUUCAAUAGGAUCAUUUACAUCGAUAACAAUCAAUUCCAAAUCUACACAAAGUCCUAACUUCUAUUUUACAGAAAUGCACAAGAUACUUUUAUCCAUUUUGCAAUAUAUAACUUAAAUUAGAGUAAGAGAAAUUCAAUUUUAAAAAUAAAAAAAAGAAAAUGCAGAGCUCUUUUUAAGAGAAAGAUGCUCUAGUCGGCAUCUUUGAUUAAGUAAAAGAUGUAGAUGAACAAAUCUAUGGCGUCAUUUUAGAAAUAUUAAGUAAGGAAAAAAUUUAAGACUGCAUUGGAUUUCUAACAGAUAUUGGGAAUCAGAGACAAUCAGAAUCAUAAAUUUUAAAACGAGUAGGAAAUUUCACCCAAGCUGAUACAGAAUAGAAAUUGUCUUUUAUUGGAAAUGACAUGAAGUAAAUUACAGAUGUCUUAAGAAAAUUAUAAGUUCAUGACUUCAAUUACAAAGACUUUACCUCUGAAGAAAAUGAAGAAUCUACAAUAAGUGUUAUUAACAGCAUCAAGGAUAAUAGAAGGAUCAUUGAAUUUAUGGAAUUUUUAGUUCAACUCACUUCCAUAAAUGAAACUUUAAUAUAAUGUGGGUCUAAUUCAUUAAAUUUAUUAAUUUAAAUGAAGGUGGACAUUAGAAACAAAAAUUUUGAAAACAUAAACAUCUAAAAUACUUUUUUGGUGGGAGCUAAUUUUGUUAGAUGCAAUUUUAGUGGAUCCAUAUUUAAUAAUGUUAACAUAAGUGGAAUAAAUUUGAAUGGAGCAUUAUUAUUUAAUUGUAGAUGGAAAGAAUUAAAAAUUCAUGAACUAAAUAAAUUGGUUUGUCAUAAAUUUGUGAAUUGUCUGUAUUUCACCUGAUGGAAAUACAUUAGCAUCUAGCAGUUAUGAUAGCUCUAUCCGUCUAUGGGAUGUCAAAACAGGUUAAUAAAAAGCCAAAUUAGAUGGUCAUACUAGCACUGUCUACUCUAUUUGUUUCUCAUCUGAUCGAAAUACAUUAGCUUCUGGUAGUUUUGAUAAGUCUAUCCGUCUUUGGGAUAUCAAAACAGGAUAAUAAAUUGCCAAAUUAGAUGGUCAUACUCAAUAUGUUAAAUCAGUCUGUUUCUCUCCUGAUGGAAAUAUAUUAGCUUCAGGUAGUGAAGAUAGCUCCAUCCGUCUAUGGGAUGUCAAAACAGGAUAAUAAAAAACCAAAUUAGAUGGUCAUAGUGGUAGUGUGUGGUCAGUCUGUAUUUCUCUUGAUGGAAAUACAUUAGGUUCUGGUAGUGAUGAUAAGUCUAUCCGUCUAUGGGAUGUCAAAACAGGAUAAUAAAUUGACAAAUUAGAUGGUCAUACUAAUGGUAUCUUGUCAGUCUGUUUCUCACCUGAUGGAAAUACAUUAGCUUCUGGUAGUAAUGAUAAAUCUAUCCGUCUAUGGGAUGUCAAAACACUAUAAUAAAAAACGAAAUUAGAUGGUCAUACUCAUAAUGUUAGAUCAGUCUGUUUCUCUCCUGAUGGAAGUACAUUUGCUUCUGGUAGUAAUGAAAACUCUAUCCCUCUUAGGGAUGUCAAAACUGGAUAAGAAAUUAAAUCUUCUGAUAUAAACUACAAAGAUAUUUUUGCAUAAUUUAAGAUUCCACUCAAAUAGCAUAGCCAUAUUUCCGAAGAUAGUAUUUAUCCUCUAUCAAAUUUUUAGCCUCCAAUUACAUCACUACACUCCUAAUAUCCUAAUAGGCAGUAUUUUAAGCAGAAGGAGCACUAAUUUUGUAAGGAUAUUUUAUAAAUCAAUCAGGUAUAGAUUUAAAGACAUUGUUUAAACAAAAGGGUAGCUGUCUUUUGGAGAACCUAUAAGAAUUCAAUAACCAAUGA